Molecule: messenger RNA, 4016 nt
Organism: Chlamydomonas reinhardtii
Lineage: Eukaryota; Viridiplantae; Chlorophyta; Chlorophyceae; Chlamydomonadales; Chlamydomonadaceae
Exons: 5
Coding region: 77-3832 (1251 amino acids)
Source: RefSeq, a predicted model, not a curated record
CUGGUUUCGCCCAGCUCACUCCAGCAGCGGGCUGGCUCCAGAGAUACAAGAGGAUGCAUAUGACAGCACUUGCACCAUGACAACUUUGCUGGACCUGCCGCCCGCCGUGUGGGCGGUGCACCUAGGCCCGCGCCUUUCCCCCCGAGCACUUGCUGCUCUGCGCCAAGCCUCCCGCGCCGCUGCGGCCCUGGUGGACGGGUUCCUCAUCCGCCGCCUCGCGCUGCUGCCCACAGUGCCAUGGUUACUGCAGCGACAAGCCGCAACGCGGGAGGCCCCGCCACCCGAGACUGCUGGCGGGAACGCUGCUGUGGAAGGCAGUUGCCGCGGCGCCGUCACAGACGGCGCUUGUGGGCCGGGCCAGGAGUCGCAGCAAGACCAAACGUCACAGAGAAGUAACGACACGUCCAAGACAGCCAAUGCGGCUGGCGUCUCACAGAUGCUAAGCCAGCGCUUCAGCGACCUGGAGGAGUUGUACAUGAAGCCGGCAAGCGCCCACGACUUCGUGCGUCGCAUUGAUUUGGGCUCGGUGCUGAGGGUGCUGUUAGGUCCGGCCGCGCCGCCGCGCCUGGCGGCGCUGCACCUGGCGGGCUGGCCGCCGCCGCACACGGGACCGCUGUGCGCCGCGCUGUCGUCCUGGUGCCCCUGGCUGCACACACUGGUGUUGGAGGGGCUUCUGGGCGGGGCGGACGACGGCGGAGGAGGAGAAGGAGGAGGAGGAGGAGGAGGAGGCGGUGGUAGCAACGGGUGCCGCGGCGACGGUGGGAGGAGAGGAGCUGGUAGUGGAAGGAGCGAUGCGACUUCAAGGGACGGGCUUGAACGACGUGGUGGAAGGGAGGCUGGGAGGCCGCAGGGAGGCGCCGCGGAGGGCAGCGGCGGAGGCAGCGGCGAGGAGUCGGGCGGGGAGGAGGAUGAUUCGCUGCGAGGGUGCGGAGCCAGCGAAGGCGAUGGUGAUGCAAGCAGGAGCUCCGGGCAGCAGGCGGCGGCGGUGGCGUCUGGUGGUGGGCUAGCAGCGGCUCUGUCGGGGCUGACGUGCCUGCGGCGCCUGUCACUGCGCUACGGCGCAGCGGGCGGCGCGGCAGGCAGUGCCGUGUCUCGACACCGGCCGCCGCGCGCCUGCCCCGACCUGUCGCCGCUGACACAGCUAACGGCGCUGCAGCUGGCGGGUGUGGUGCCCAACGCCGCCACGGCCGCCUCCCUGGCGGGCCUCACGGGCCUAGCCUCGCUGCACCUGGAGCUGCUGCACGACGGCUACGACAAGGGCAUGCGGGUUUUGGACCUGUCCGCCCACACCCGCCUUACAAGCCUGGUCUUUCGCGCGCGCCUGCCCGGCUCGGCCGCCGCCACCUCCCUCCGCCACCACCACCAGCACCACCCACUGCACCCGCUGCGCGCACCGCAGCCCAGCCCGCUGCCCUGCCCCGCCCCGCUGCGCGGGUCGUUGCAGCAGCUGCCGUACAGCCUGCUGAGUCUGGCGGUUGACAUCCCGCCCUGGCGGCCGCGACUGGACGCCGCCGCCGCCGGCUGGGCGGAUCCCGGACCCGGGCCGGGGCCAAGCGCGGAAGGCACGGAAGCUGGCGGUCCGGACGCGCAGACUCAGAAGAGGAGGCGUGAUAGAGCUGGCGGUGGCGAGGCGGGCGGCGGUGUGUCAGCAGCAGGUGCGGCUGGCGGCGCCGCGGCCGGCCCGCCGCGGCUGAGGCUGCUGGCGUGUGCGCCGGACCUGCUGCCCUGCCUGCGCGAGCUGGGGCUGUCGGUUCGGGAGCUGCGAGGCCUCCGGCUCGUGACGCCGCCGUCACUGGCGAGCAGCGGCGCGGGCGGUGGCGCAGGUGGCAGUGGCGGGUGCUAUGGUGGCGGUUCUGGCUUCGGCGGGUGUGGCGGCUGCCUAGGCAUGGCGCCAGGUUGCAGCUCUGUUGCGGCGUGGGAGGCGGCGAUGCCCGCUUGCGGACCCAGCUGCGCCUGCGCCGCCGGGUGCGGGCUAAGCGGCGCCGACGGCGGCCCGGACCGCAUCCGCACGGCUGCAGGAGCGGCGGCGAUGGGGAUGAGGACUGGCGACGCCUUGACUUCGACCUGUUCGGCCGUGCGCCGCAACGGUGCCGGCGCCACCGGCGCCAGCGCCGAUUGGCAUGGCAAGGUUGGGCACGGGGGGGGCAGGGGAGCUCUGGAGGCGUUGGCGCGCUGUGCAGCGCUCGCCGCCAGCAGUCCACCGCACCCCGGCGCCGAUGCGGUGGCUGCGCUGCGGCUGCUGCCGGCGCACCUCAUCCCGCUGGCAGUGCCGCUGCGCGCGCCGUCGCCGCCCCUGCAAGCGGAAGCGGCGGCUGCAGCCGCUGUAGAAGCCGUGCCGGCGGCGGCGGCGGCGGCUGGGGGGCCGCCUGGUCUGGCGGGCGGCAGCGCAGUAGCAGACGUCGCCACGCGGUCCGAUGGGGCGGCUGUGAGGUCGCGGCACCUGAGCUACAUAGAGGUGUCAGCCCGGGUGAACCAGGAGUCGGCUGCAGCGCUGCUGACUAUACUGGAGCGGGCCGCCGCCGCCUCCCUCCAGGCGCAGCUGCGGUCAGGAGCAACCUCCGGCGCCGGGUACGAAGGCCGAGAACCGGCAUCUGAAGGGGGCUGCGACGGCGACGGCGGCGGCGGUGGCGGCGGCGGGCAGCUGUCGCUGAACCUGACGCUGUCACUGGAGCGCAACGUCAACGGCGCAGAGCUGCUGACAGACCUGGCAGCGCUGCAGGCAAAGUACGGCAGCAACGGCGUGAGCAACGGGCAUGGUCAUGAACACCGGGACGGCGGUCUGCAUGCUGCUGUCAGCGGCGGCAGCAGCGGCAGCAGCAGCAGCAGCAGCAGCAGCAGCCGCGAUGCGGGCGGCGGCCCUGGUGGCAGCGCCACCGGCGCCACUGGCGCCACCGGCACCUCUACCUCUGGUAUUGGCAUUCGGCACCUGGCGCUGUUGGACCUCUCGGCCCAGGCCACCGCCUUUCCCCGCGGAUACAGCAUCAGCGGCAUCAAUCGCAAUAGCAGCAACGCAUCCAAAACUUGUGCAAACGGCGCUGCGAAUGCUCAGCAGCAGCAAGCGGGGGGCACGGCAGCGGCAGCAGCGCCCGGCUUGCUGCCUCCGCCGCCAUCCCUGCCACCCUUCUUUCAGGCGCUGCUGGCUCUAGGCAGCUGCCUGACCACCCUGACGCUGCAGCCCGUGCGCAACAUGCUACGGCCGCUGGCGGAGGCACUCGGCAGUAGCAGCAGCAUCGUCAAUGGCAGUAGCAGCGGCAGUUGCAGCGGCUGCCCGGCGCUGCGGCUACUGCGGCUACACGACGUGGACGAGGAUGGGUGUAGCGCGGCGGAGCGGCCGCUACUGCCGCGCCUUGGGGAUCUGAUGCUAGCAUUUGGUGGCUGUAGCAGCACCGACAUCUGCAGUGGCAGCAGCAGUAGCAGCAGCAACAGCCAUGGCGGCUUGGGGAUGGACAACAGCUGCUUUGGCGGGGGCGUGCUGCUCGGCGACCAUGCAUCGCUCUUUGGCACGGAGGCAGCUGCUUUGGCUGUAGCGAGAGGUCAUGCAAUCGAAAUGGUUGGUUGUGAUAUUGAGACGGAGGGUGCUGCUGUUGCUGCUGCUGGGGCCCCGGGGGAAUCGAUCCUGAGUGGUGGGGAGGCUGGGUGCCAAGGCGCUGCUGGUGACGACGAGGCACGGCAGGCCGCAACGGGCGAGGGCCGCCAGGGCCAUUGCCGCCGGGACGACGCAAUGAGGGCGCUGGUGGUGCCUCAGCUGCAGCCGUGGGAGGUGGAGUGCCUGGGGCGGGAGGUGGAGGCGAUCAGUGGCGGCCGCUGCGCCUGCAUCCUGGUGAGGAGCUGAGGGAGGCACCCUACCACUGGCGUCUUCCCUUUGCUGUCAUUGUGGCGGACCAGAGAGAGAGGUAGACAUUAGUCUACUAGAGUCUGCUGCCUGCCCCAUGGCUGCGACGGUACAGGGUAAGGGGCAGGUUGGCGCGGCAAAUCGUGGGUGCGCCCAACCAGCCCCCAAUGAAAGCUGACCGAUG